AUGCGACCACGUGGACCCAUUGCCAAGGGACAGGUUGCUUUCAAGAGCUACAUCCUGUUGCCUUCAGGUGUCGCAUCGUUGACCGCUGAUGACAGGUUGGAUUUGGACACCAGCAGAUUGGAGAAGGAAUCCAUGCAGGUGGACGAGACAUCUGUGGGCGUUACACCUAAGUUCACUGCAGCCAGGUGCGCGCUGAACCUAUCAGAGGAUCAGCCGAAGUUUUUCUGGGAGACGGAUCCUUUUCUGAAAACAAUUUUUGGACAUGAUGAUUUGGCUCCCCCUGCACUCAAGCGUCCUGAUAUCCCAAUUGACAUCACUAGUGUGCCUGCUGACAAUGUGUGGGACUAUUUGCAGAGACCAAAGCGACGCGCGGCUGGAGGUCUCUGCCCAGAGGUGAUCAGACAUGUGGAACUCAGGGACGAGCAAGACAAGCGAGCCAGUGUGAUUUCUAACUGGUCUAGUCUGGUAUGCAUUGACUUGGAUGCUUUCUCAGUCGGGAAUGCUUUGGCAGUGAACCCUGAUGGGACUACGCAUGCUGACGUUGAGAGCAGCUUGCAAGCUUGCUUUGCUAGGAAGGCUACAAGCACGUUAAGCAAGAGGUUCUAUGCUUUGAACAAGUUCGUGAAUCAUUGCUGCAGGCAUGGUUUGCAAUUUUUUCCAAUACGUGAACAUGUGGUCUUUACAUAUCUGCAACAGCUGAAUGGAGAUCCAGCCACUGCUCCUUCAGCAGGGCGUUCACUGUUGGAGGCCGUGCGGUUUGCCAGCGGCGUCUUGGGCUUGAAGGGUGACAUCGGAGAGCUUGGCACUACAAGGAUUGAUGGCCUAGCGGUUGAACUGACCAAGCGAGCGGGGCCCAUCCAACAGGCUGCUCCCUUAUCAGUACAACAGGUGAUGUUGCUCGAGAGGCUUGUGGCUGAAUCUGAAGAUUUGCAGGACAGGGUCAUUUUCGGUGGCAUGCUUGUUCUGCUUUAUUCAUGUGGAAGAUUUUCAGAUGGGCAGAGAGCCAUCAACAUGAUUCUUGAUUGUGAUUUGGAUAUAGACGCCAUUGAGUGUCAGGGUUACCUGGAGCUGCAAGUCCUUGGACACAAGGGUGCAAGGAGUGACAUCUUGAAGAGGACCUUCCUGCCGCUAGUUGCUCCAAUUUAUUCAUUGGCGUCAGUGGAUUGGUUCAGAGCUUGGGUGCAUGCAAGGGAGGCUCUUGGUCUCACGAUCGGAGGAAAGCUCAACAAACCUUUUUUGUGCAGGUUCAGACCGAGCGGCGAAGUUAUGGAUCAAGAGCUCACCUCAGCCGAGUGCAGUUCUCUUCUGCGCCGGGCGUUGAAGUUGACUGGGGAACAAGCUGCCGCCAUCAAGUCUCACAGCUUGAAGACAACUGCGUUAUCCUGGUGUUGCAAGCAUGGUGUCGACAUUCAUGCACGCAGGCUGUUGGGGCAUCACUUGGACCCCAGUGUGAAGUCACCUGAGACUUAUGGGAGAGAUUCCAUGGCGCCCGCAGUGAGGCUUUUUGAGGGCACUCUGGCUGACAUUAAGCGUGGGCGAUUCAGGCCUGAUGAGACCAGAUCAGGUCGCUUCGUGAAAGCAGCAGAGGAGCAACCUGCAGCAACUGAGCGCGACGAGGAGGACGAUGACUCUGACAGUGACUAUGAGCCGAGCAGCAGUGACUCGGACGACAGUGACGAGGUCCCUUUUGGUUUGCCCUCGGAAUCCAGCCUCCUGUGGCACUUGGUCAUGCCCGACUUGAGACCAGGUUUCUUGGAGGUUCCUGAAGGGACCAUGGUGUACAGGAACAACGUGUCCGGAGUUCAGCACUUGAAGAAGGCAGGUGGACUGAAGUUCAUGUGUGGUCGGAGGCAGAACGACCGCUACUCCUUCUAUGCUGGGAAGCCUGUCAAAGGUUAUGCUGAGUCUAACGCAAGUUUUAGACACAGAGCGAAACAGAUUCAGCUGACAGACGAUCAUGUUCAGGCAUUGCAUGACAAUGACAUCAGGUCGAACCUUAGGCCAGACAAAAACGAUGUUUUGCCUGUUGAUGCAGCUUUGGAAGAACUGUACACAUCAGCAUCAGUGGUUUUUCAUUUGCUGCCUUUGCCCGCUGCAAGUGGAUCCAAUCAGAACCUGAAACGCAAGACACCUGAGGAAGAGGCUCCCAAGAAACCACAGCCGACAGGUGAGGCAGCAGCUGGCAACAAGAACCGCAGAGGCAAGCGCAACAGGCUGUACAAACUCACCAAAAAGUUUGUGGCAAUCCUUCAUGAGAGAGGCCUGCAGCCUGUACCUGACACUUUGGAUGAAGUGAGCCCACAAAAUCUGCAGUUGCGCGACACAGCCAACAAGGUUAUUGUGCCAGUGGCCCAACACUCCUUCUUACAGCAUGCAAAGCCGGGAGCCCGCAUAGCUGACAACAAUGUUUUUCCAAAAGGUGCGCGGCUGCUACAAGUGUGGAAUGCUCAGAAGGGGGUUGAAGUGGGACCAAAUGAAACAGGCAAUGGCAAUGACGUUUUGGAAACGUCUCCUAACAGUGCGUUGAUGGCACGGGUGGGUGUGCCGGUUGAACCUCUUGAAUACGUUGCUUGGGCGGUGAAGUUGGUUCACCCCAAUUUGCAAAGGGUGAAAUUACCUGUACACCUUGAGAAAGCCAUAGCCAUGUGUGGGCCUGGCAUGUCCAUUGAGCUGCGGCGUGUCAGGAUACAAUGGACCAAGUUGAUGGUGAAGUUGAUGGAGGAGACCCGAGCCAUUGAAGAGGAGCUCAUUGGAAUCAGGCUCAUGUUUGCAGAGUCGCAGAUCUUCGGGCGGUCUUCCAAGUUGGCUUUGCGGGCCAUUGGGCUACCCGCUGUCAAAGGGGUGACGUGUGCGCCUUUGACUGAUGACGUGAAGUUCGGUCUCCAAUGGAUGUUACAGAGAUUGGUGGACUCGCCACCUAGAGAGAUACGUGCACAAGAUGGGGGCACACUUUUUCUCUUCUUGGACGGAGCCUGCGAGCCUGCCUCCAACGCCGACGAGGGCCUGAUCACUUCGGUAGGCGCAGUACUGGUGAAUGAGUGUGGUCAAGGAUUGCACUUUUUUGGAUUGCGAUUGCCCAGGGAGGUGACGGGACCAUGGUCCGGAGGCAGCAAGGAGAAUCUUGUUUUUGAAGCGGAGGUGCUGCCCUACACCCUGGCGUUGGCAUGCUGGGGCGAGACACUAAAGGGCAAACAUGUCUUGGUUUUCAUAGACAAUGAUGGUGCCCGGCAUAGCUGGAUUCGAGGCACGGCAGAUUCUUUUUACGCUCGGGCCAUGAUUCACAGUGGAACACUUCUUGAGUCCGAGUUGGAUGUGUCGACUUACUUUUGCAGGGUUCCGACCCAUAGUAACCUUGCAGACGGACCUUCCCGUCUCGAUUUCAGUUUGUGCUGGAAAAUUGGAGCAGUGGAGACAGUGGUUGACACCGCAGUCUUGUGCCGUUACGCAGAUGUGGAAUGUGCAAUGAGCUUUAAAGUUUGCGUAAAGAUAACACUCGAGAACUCCUGUCUGGCCAUGUCCUUCAAGAAGAUGCUCCACCCAUCGACACUCCGGAGCUGGCUCUCUGGGGUCGAGGAGACCAAGUUCUUGGACUGGCUCAAUGUGAACCUCAUGACGUAUGUCCUCUCAAAUCAUCGACGACGACACCAUUUAGUUUUUGGGAUAUGA
Messenger RNA from Cladocopium goreaui, 3666 nucleotides. NCBI's taxonomy places the organism in Eukaryota, Dinophyceae, Suessiales, Symbiodiniaceae. The record is from the annotation of a GenBank genome assembly.